Messenger RNA from Henningerozyma blattae CBS 6284, 2661 nucleotides. Its product is annotated as SPX and EXS domain-containing protein. Bases 1 to 2661 code for a protein of 886 amino acids. Lineage: Eukaryota; Fungi; Ascomycota; Saccharomycetes; Saccharomycetales; Saccharomycetaceae. The record is from RefSeq and is a predicted model, not a curated record. Gene Ontology annotation, biological process: cellular response to phosphate starvation; phosphate ion transport. Gene Ontology annotation, molecular function: inositol hexakisphosphate binding. Gene Ontology annotation, cellular component: cytoplasm; plasma membrane; Golgi apparatus. The transcript has a single exon.
AUGAAAUUUGCUGAUAAUCUUACUGGUUCACAAGUACCAGAAUGGCAUGGCAAAUAUUUGGAUUAUAAAUAUGGGAAAAAAAAAUUACAUCAAUAUCAAUUGAAACUCGAAGCCUUUAAAAAUAAUUCAAAUGCUAAUCUUAGAUCAGCUAGUCUAUUAGAAGUCAAAAAAUUCUUUAUCCAGGAUUUCAUAGAAGAUUGGAUCAUUCCUUCUCAAAUCAUCAAAUGUAAUGAUUUCUAUUUACAUCUUUUAAAUUUUGCUAAUUUAAAAUUAAAUAUCUUAAAUGAUCAAUUGGCCAUUUAUAAUUCAAAAGUCAAUUUCCAUAACAAUAUCGAUUAUGGUACCACUACAUCCACUAAUUUACCAGAUUAUUAUUUCCACAAACAUAACAAUAACACUUUAAUAAAACAGUUUCUCAGCGAUGAAAAAUUAUUACCUUCGUGGCCCAAGAAUUUAAACCCAAUUAAAUUAUUUUCUAAAUUCUCCAUGGGGAAGGAAACUUUUAAAAUUAAUACCACUUCAAAUGCUAUGGGAGCCAUCAAUGGUAGUGGUGAAGAUGAUGAAGAUGAUGAACAAUUGCCUAUUUGUAAUCCAAAUUGGGAACGUAAAUUAUUGAUCAAUUCCAUUUUAAACCAUUUGAUGUAUUUGCAAUUGAUUAAAUCGUAUAGAGAUAUUAAUGUCACAGGGUUCCGUAAGAUGAUCAAGAAAUUCGACAAGAUAUGUAAUACAAAUGAAUUACCCACUUUCAAAUCAUAUAUGUUUAAAAAUUAUUCCAUUUUCAAACAUUCAAAUUAUACUGAAGAUAAAGAUCCUUUAUCCAAGAUGGAAACCAUACUAGAAAAUUGGUUAUUAAAUGAUUUAUCCAAUUCCAAUACUACAAAUGCCAUUGCCAAUAAAAAGCAAAUUAAUAUUCUAAUUAGAAAUAUUAAAUUGAAAUCUUCCAUUGAUGAAAAUAUCAUUCAUAAAAAUAAUACAGUAAUCUUACAAAUGUUUUUAUCAGGUUUAUUAUUAGGUGUUUCAGUAAUUCUAAUCACUUAUACUCUUUAUUUAUCAAUCACUUCAAAUAAAGAUUCUCAUAUUCAUAAGGCAUUAUUCCCUAUUUGGGGUGGUUGUUAUAUGGUUCUUUUAAUAAUUUUAUUGUUUUUAUUCGAUUGCUUCAUUUGGCAUAGAUUCAAUAUUAACUAUAAAUUCAUCAUCUUUAAUAAAAUUUAUUCAAAAAAUGGUACUAAUUCUUUUAAUAAUGAUUUCGCGACUACAAACAUUCCAGAAAAUUUAUAUUUCUUAUCAUUUUUAAUUAUAAUCACUUCCAUUUUCUCAGUCUUAAGUUUCUUUAAUGAUUCUUUAACUCCAUAUGGUCAAUUUUAUAUAAUGGUUAUUUUCAUUAUUAUUUUCUUACCAAAUUUCAAAUUUGCCCCACCUUAUUUCAAUAAAAUUAUUAAUACUAAAAAAAAAAUUAUUAUUUCAUUAAUUAGAUUAUGUCUUUCAGGUCUAUACCCAGUGGAAUUCAUUGAUUUUUUCCUGGGUGAUAUCGUUUGUUCAUUAACUUAUUCCAUCGCUGAUAUAGCUCUUUUGAAAUGUAUCAUCGAAACAAGAUACGAUGAAACUUUUAUUUGUAGUUCUUCGAAUUUGGUAUCAAUGGGUAUCUUAUCAUGUUUACCAAGUUAUUGGAGAUUUAUGCAAUGCAUUAGAAGAUACCUGGAUUCCAAUGAUUGGUUCCCUCAUCUUUUAAAUGCUGUCAAAUAUUUAUUUGGCAUGGCUUAUAAUGGUUCACUGUCUGCUUAUAGAUUAUCUCACCAUUCUCCAAAGAGGAAACCAAUCUUUAUAGUGAUGGCCUCUUUAAAUUCAAUGUAUACUUCCAUUUGGGAUAUUAUGUUAGAUUGGUCAUUAUUACAAUCAUCAGAUUUGGAUUCUUUAAAUAAUAAGAAUAAAAAUUUCUUAUUGAGAAAUGAUCUAUAUUUCGCUGGUAAUAGAAAUUGGAAAGAUGGCUCUUAUUCAAAAUGGGGGAAAUCAGUCUAUUAUUUUGCAAUGAUUUUUGAUAUUGUUAUUAGAUUCCAAUGGAUUGUUUAUGCUAUUGCUCCACAAACUAUUCAACAAAGUGCAGUGACUUCUUUUGUUUUGGCAACUACCGAAGUUAUUAGAAGAUUCAUUUGGGUCAUUUUCCGUGUAGAAAAUGAACAUGUAGCAAAUGUUCAAUUAUUAAGAGUAGUAGGUGAUUCUCCCUUGCCUUAUCCAAUUGAAAUGAAACGUAAGGUAUCAAAUACUAACUCAACAUCUCAAUUGGAUAAUGAAACUGCUAAUGAAAUUACUAAUAAUUCAAAUGAUAGUGAAAGUAAUUCUCUAUUAACAAAUAUUACUACUAAUACUUCCAUUAAAAAUUAUAUUUCAAAUAAUCAUAAAAUAACAAAUGAGCUCACAACUUCAAUCCCAACUCCAAUUGAUCGUCCAUAUCAUACUAUUAUAAGGAGAAAGACUUAUAUGAUGGAUGGUCUUUCAAAAUCUAUUCCUUGGGCUCAUACUUCUGAUUUCCAACUACCAAGAAUUAUUCCAUCAAAUUUUACUACUACAACUACAACAACUAAUUCUGGUCUUUCAAUUAAUAAUAAUUCGGAUCUAGAAAAUGAUCCUUUAAGCACCACAACAAGCAUAAAUGAAGAUAAUUGA